This is a messenger RNA of Tinamus guttatus (white-throated tinamou), 11456 nucleotides long. Lineage: Eukaryota; Metazoa; Chordata; Aves; Tinamiformes; Tinamidae. The record is from RefSeq and is a predicted model, not a curated record.
UUCAAUUGUUAGAAUGGAAACACAGCCCUUGCCAUUGCUAAGCGACUUGGCUACAUUUCAGUUGUCGACACACUGAAGGUGGUGACAGAAGAGACAAUGACUACAAUUACUGUUACAGAAAAGCACAAAAUGAAUGUACCUGAAACUAUGAAUGAAGUUCUUGACAUGUCUGACGAUGAAGUUCGUAAAGCCAAUGCCCCUGAAAUACUCAGUGAUGCUGAAUAUUUGUCAGAUGUUGAAGAAGGUGAGGAUGCGAUGACAGGGGACACAGACAAGUACCUUGGACCACAGGACCUAAAAGAGCUGGGCGAUGACUCCUUGCCGGCCGAAGGAUACAUGGGCUUCAGCCUCGGAGCCCGCUCCGCCAGUUCGGAUAGGUCCUACACGCUGAACAGAAGCUCCUACGCGCGAGACAGCAUGAUGAUCGAGGAGCUGCUGGUCCCGGCCAAGGAGCAGCACCUGACGUUUCCAAGGGAGUUUGAUUCUGAUUCUCUCAGACACUAUAGCUGGGCUGCUGACACCUUGGACAAUGUUAACCUGGUCUCAAGUCCCAUCCAUUCUGGUUUCCUGGUUAGUUUUAUGGUGGAUGCACGUGGGGGCUCGAUGAGGGGGAGUCGCCACCACGGCAUGAGAAUCAUCAUCCCGCCGCGCAAGUGCACGGCGCCCACCCGCAUCACGUGCCGCUUGGUCAAGAGGCACAAGCUGGCCAGCCCCCCGCCUAUGGUCGAAGGAGAAGGCCUGGCGAGCAGACUCGUGGAGAUGGGCCCGGCAGGGGCACAGUUUUUGGGCCCCGUCAUAGUGGAAAUCCCACAUUUUGGAUCAAUGCGAGGAAAGGAAAGAGAAUUAAUCGUACUUCGAAGUGAAAAUGGUGAAACGUGGAAGGAACAUCAGUAUGACAGCAAACACGAAGACUUAACCGAAAUACUCAAUGGCAUGGAUGAAGAGCUGGACAGUGUGGAGGAACUAGAGAAGAAGCGCAUCUGCAGGAUUGUCACCAAGGAUUUCCCCCAGUACUUCGCAGUGGUUUCACGGAUCAAACAGGAGAGUAACCAGAUUGGCCCCGAAGGAGGGGUGCUGAGCAGCACGACGGUGCCCCGCGUCCAGGCGUCCUUCCCGGAGGGCGCGCUCACCAAGAGAAUCCGCGUGGGCCUCCAGGCUCAACCAGUUCCUGAGGAGAUUGUCAAAAAAAUCCUUGGAAACAAAGCAACUUUCAGUCCCAUCGUCACUGUGGAGCCAAGAAGGAGGAAAUUCCAUAAGCCGAUAACCAUGACAAUUCCCGUGCCGCCUCCGUCAGGAGAAGGUGUAACCAAUGGCUACAAAGGAGACACGACACCCAGCCUGCGGCUUCUAUGUAGCAUUACAGGAGGCACUUCACCUGCGCAGUGGGAGGACAUCACGGGCACCACUCCGCUGACGUUCACCAACGACUGCGUCUCAUUCACAACCAAUGUUUCAGCCAGGUUUUGGCUUGCAGACUGCCAUCAGGUACUAGAAACUGUUGGGCUGGCCACACAGCUUUACAGAGAAUUAAUAUGUGUUCCCUAUAUGGCAAAGUUUGUGAUAUUUGCCAAGAUGAAUGACCCUGUGGAAUCCAAUCUGCGUUGCUUCUGCAUGACUGACGACAAAGUGGACAAAACUUUGGAGCAACAAGAGAACUUUGAAGAAGUUGCAAGAAGCAAAGACAUUGAGGUUCUGGAAGGAAAACCUAUUUAUGUUGAUUGCUAUGGAAAUCUGGCUCCUUUGACUAAAGGAGGACAGCAGCUUGUUUUUAAUUUUUAUGCUUUCAAAGAAAAUAGACUGCCAUUCUCUAUCAAGGUAAGAGACAGCAGCCAGGAACCCUGUGGUCGUUUAUCAUUUUUGAAAGAACCAAAGACUACAAAAGGACUGCCACAAACAGCCGUGUGCAACUUGAAUAUCACACUUCCAGCACACAAAAAGACGGAGAAGGCCGACCGGCGCCAGAACUUCGUCUCCCUUGCUUUACGUAAGCGCUACAGCUAUCUGACUGAGCCUGGAAUGAAAACAGUUGAACGGAGUGCAGGAGCAACAAGAUCCCUACCUGCUACUUACUCAUACAAGCCAUUCUUUUCAACACGGCCAUAUCAGUCAUGGACAACAGCUCCAAUUACAGUGCCUGGGCAAACCAAGUCAGGCUUCACUUCCUUAUCAAGCUCUUCCUCUAACACUCCUACAGCUUCCCCUUUAAAAUCCAUAUGGUCUGUUUCUUCUGCUUCUCCAAUCAAAUCCACAUUAGGAGCUUCUACCACAUCUUCAGUUAAAUCUGUUAGUGAUGUAGCAUCUCCAAUUAGAUCGUUUCGGACAAUCUCUUCACCAAUAAAAACUGUGGUAUCGCAGCCUCCAUACAAUAUACAGGUCACGUCAGGCUCUUUGGUCAGAGCUCCCACAGUACCAGAAGCUGCUGGUCUGAAAGGGCUGGCAUCCACUACCCCAUUCCCCUCUCGGACAUCUCCAGUGACUACAGCAGGGUCUCUCUUGGAGAGAUCAUCCAUAACCAUGACGCCUCCAGCAUCCCCCAAAUCCAACAUUAACAUGUACUCUUCGAGUUUGCCACUUAAAUCGGUCAUCACAUCAGCAUCCUCACUAUUAUCGUCCCCUCUAAAGUCAGUGGUGUCACCUGCUAAGACAGCAAUUGAUGCUGUUUCAUCCUCUAAAGUCAUGAUGGCCUCGUCUCUCUCGUCACCAGCAAAACAUGUAGCUGGGCACCCAGAGGUACCAUUGCUUAAUGGAUCUGUGUCACCUCUGAAAUACCCAUCUCCUGCCAACUUAAUAAAUGGAUCCAAAGCUGCAGCUGUUCUUCAGGAGAAAAUCACUGCAGCUGCUCACACUGCAAGCUGCGCUGCUAGCGCAGUCGCUGACACAGCUGAGAGAGUGUUUUCAACCGCUUCGACGAUGCCGUUCUCUCCACUCAGGUCCUUUGUGUCUACAGCACCAUCAGCUUUUCAGUCAAUAAGAACUCCUCCUGCAGGUGCUCUCUAUACAGCCCUUGGGUCAAUAUCUGCAACUACCUCAUCAGUAACUUCAUCGACAAUAACGGUGCCGGUAUAUUCUGUAGUCAAUGUUUUGUCUGAACCAGCGUUAAAGAAGCUUCCAGAAUCAUCUUCGCUUACAAAAUCAGCUGCUGCGCUACUGUCACCCGUUAAAACACUGACCACAGAGGCACGCACUCAGCCUCCCUUUAACCGAACUUCAUCACCAAUAAAAUCGUCCUUGUAUUUAGCACCCUCUGCUCUUAAGUUGUCCACGCCAUCUUCUUUAUCCUCCAGUCAGGAGAUAUUGAAAGAUGUUGCUGAAAUGAAGGAGGACCUAAUAAGAAUGACUGCAAUAUUGCAGACAGAUGUUGCAGAGGAGAAACCAUUCCAACCCGAGAUUUCUAAAGAGGGUAGAAUUGAUGAUGAAGAGCCCUUUAAAAUUGUUGAGAAAGUAAAAGAGGACCUAGUAAAAGUUAGUGAGAUACUGAAAAAAGAUGUGUGUUUAGAAAGUAAAGGGUCGGCUAAAGUAUCCAAAAGUGAUCAAGGACACCUGUCUGAGGAUGACUGGGUAGAGUUCAGUACAGAGGAGAUUGAUGAAGCAAGACAGCAAGCUUUGACAAGCCCUCCUAUAUCUGUUCCAGAGAAGGUCCAGAUUAAAACUAAAACUAUGUCGGAAAAGGAUUAUAACUUGUCAAAAGUUAUUGAUUACUUAGCAAAUGAUAUUGGUAGCAGUUCGUUAACAAACAUAAAGUACAAGUUUGAAGAGGGGAAAAAAGAAGGUGAAGAGAGACAAAAGCGUGUUUUAAAACCAGCUAUUGCUUUGCAGGAACAUAAGCUUAAAAUGCCUCCAGCCUCCAUGAGGCCUUCAACAUCAGAAAAGGAGUUAUGUAAAAUUGCAGAUUCCUUUUUUGGAACAGAUACUAUUUUGGAAUCUCCAGAUGACUUCUCUCAACAUGAUCAAGAUAAAAGUCCCUUAUCUGACAGUGGCUUUGAAACAAGGAGUGAAAAAACGCCCUCGGCCCCGCAAAGUGCAGAAAGCACAGGGCCCAAACCCCUUUUCCAUGAUGUGCCCAUCCCUCCCGUUAUUACAGAAACAAGAACUGAAGUAGUUCAUGUUAUCCGCAGCUAUGAACCGUCAUCAGAAGAAAUUCCAGAGCAGAAAGCAGAAGAGCUCCCGGCUGUGAAAGCUGCUCCUACCUUUAUGGAGCUGGAGCAAAAACCUACUGGGUCUAUUAAAGAAAAGGUUAAAGCGUUUCAAAUGAAAGCCAGCAGCAGUGAAGAAGAUGACCACAAAUGUGUCCUUAGCAAAGGUGUCCGAGUAAAAGAAGAAACUCAUAUCACUACAACAACCAGAACAGUGUAUCAUAAACCUCCGUGCACCGAAAGCACAUCCGAAAGAAUUGAGGAAACGAUGUCUGUUCAUGACAUAAUGAAAGCCUUUCAGUCCGGCCGGGACCCUUCCAAAGAACUGGCAGGUCUGUUUGAACAUAAAUCGUCAGUAACAUCAGAGGUUAGCAAGUCUGCUGAAACUUCACCACAGCAUGCAGAGAAGGACAGCAAAAUGAAACCCAAAUUGGAGCGAAUAAUAGAGGUCCAUAUUGAAAAAGGUAAUCAGGCUGAACCUACUGAAGUCAUUAUUAGAGAAACAAAAAAGCAUCCAGAAAAAGAAAUGUAUGUAUAUCAGAAAGACUUACCUCGGGGAGAUAUUAACUUAAAGGAGUUGGAAAAACAUGAUGCUUUUCCUUGUUCAGAUGAACAAGGUCAGCAAGAAGAAGAAGAGCUCACAGCCGAAGAGUCACUUCCUUCUUAUCUGGAGUCUUCUAGAGUUAACACUCCUGUGUCCCAGGAAGAAGACAGUCGCCCUAGUUCUGCUCAACUCAUGUCUGAUGACUCUUACAAAACACUGAAGCUUUUGAGUCAGCACUCAAUAGAAUACCAUGAUGAUGAGUUGUCAGAACUAAGAGGGGAGUCUUACAGGUUUGCUGAGAAAAUGCUUCUUUCAGAAAAGAUAGAUGUGUCUCAUUCUGAUACAGAGGAGUCAGUUACUGACCAUGCUCUACCCCAUAGUUCAGAGUUACAGGGGUCUGAUAAACGAUGCAGAGAAAAAGUAGCUACUGCCCCUAAAAAAGAGAUUCUCUCCAAAAUCUAUAAAGAUGUAUCUGAAAAUGGUAUAGGUAAAAUAUCUAAAGAUGAUCAUUAUGAUAAAGUGACAGUGUUACACUAUGCUGGAGAUGUUAGUAGUCCAAAACAUGCAAUGUGGAUGCGCUUUACUGAGGACAGAUUAGAGAGAGGUAGAGAAAAGUUGAUAUAUGAAGACAGGGUGGACAGGACUGUUAAGGAAGCAGAAGAAAAACUCACUGAAGUAUCACAGUUUUUUCGGGAUAAAACAGAGAAGUUGAAUGAUGAGCUACAGUCGCCAGAGAAAAAGCAGCAUAAAAAGAAUGGCAAGGAGAUGCAUUCUAGCCAGAGCUCUGCCAGCAGCAGCCCCGAGAAGGUUCUGCCCUCCGAACUGCCGGCUUCCGGGGACGAGAGGAGUAAGGUGAAGCAGUACGCGGCUGACGGGAAGUGCUUUCCCAAGAUAGAUGAGAGAAAAGCUUCCAGCUUGCCCAGCAGUCCUGAGAAAAGGAUUUUUGUGCAACAAACAGACGACUCUAAGCAAACUAUGGAACACAAAGGAGGUGCUCAGCAGACUGGGGUACCUGAAGUUGCACCGGCUGGAUUUCAGCUGAAGCAAUCAAAGCUCAGUUCCAUUAGGCUUAAAUUUGAACAGAGUAUAAGUCCAAGGAGUAAGGACCCAACUCAAGAAGAGAAAAAGCUGGAUGGUCAAUCCAAAAUUCCGGUAAAGAAACUGCAAGAAAGUAAGUUACCAGUGUAUCAGUUUUAUUCCAGAGAGAAGCACCCAAGGCAAGUAGAUCUCAUUGAUGGCAGCACGGCUUUACAGAAAGAGGUGAAAACACAGGAAGAUUUUGCUCCUGGUAAAGGAAAAAUUAUGGAAGAUUUUUCUGCUUUGGAUACACAAAAACAAAGAACUGAAAUGAGUAAAAGUGUGCCAGAGUACUUCUCAGAACAGCAGGCAAUAGAGCUGGCGUAUGGCUCAGAUGCAGCCACAAAGGGACACUGGGACAAAAAAAUCUACAGGACAUGGGAAAGCCCUGGAACUUCUAAUCAUAAAACCCAAAAGGAGAAACUCUCGCAUGUACUGGUUCCAGACACAGUAAAAGAAAACCAUGUAGAUCGUGCUGAAGCUAAGGCUGACAAAAAAAGUGAAUUUAUCACUGUGACAGAACACAAAUUGGCAGCAAAUGGGAUUCAUUCAGAAGAAGUGAAGGAACUGACUGUAAAAUCUCCCUCAAAAAAGGUUUUAUACAGAGAAUUUGUUGUCAGGGAGGGGGAGCAUAAUGGCGAAGUGGCUGAUAAAGCAUCGAAAAGGAAAGAAGAAAUCAGUGUGUCCCAUAUUCCAGUGAGGAUUGUAGAGGAGAAGAGGACCACAAUGAAUGGUGUCUAUGAACUUUCAGCUAAAGUAUCCCAAUCAGCUGUGGUUAAGGAGAAAGUUGAGAGGCAGUUUGAUUAUGUGGAAGAUGAAAAAGGAAAGCAUUCAGAAAUCAGAAAAGUUACCAAGCAACAGAGCUCAAUAGGGUUAAGUUCUUCUGUUGAAGAAACCGAGCUAUCCCCUAGCAAAUCACCAGAUUCCUUAGAAUUUAGUCCAGGAAAGGAAUCUCCUUCAAGUGAGUUAGUUGACCCUGGUAUAAGUGAUUACUUGGAUAAAGUUGCACCUUUAGCAAGUGCUGAGGGAGUAAAAGAAAUUAAGACUUUACCUGUUUAUGUCAGUUUUGUUCAAGUAGGAAAGCAAUAUGAGAAAGAGGUGCAACAAGGAAAUAUAAAAAAAAUUAUCAGCCAGGAGAGUAAGACAGUGCAAGAGACAAGGGGGACAUUUUACACAGCUAGGCAGCAAAAGCAACCUCCUUCUCCACAAGGUAGUCCAGAAGAUGACACGUUAGAGCAAGUGUCCUUUAUAGAUAGCUCUGGUAAAAGCCCCUUAACACCAGAAACACCGAGUUCAGAGGAAGUGAGUUACGAGUUUACAUCUAAAACCCCCGACUCACUAAUAGCUUAUAUACCAGGCAAGCCCAGUCCUAUACCCGAGGUAUCUGAGGAAUCAGAGGAGGAAGCAGAGGCUAAGUCAACCUCUGUAAAGCAGGCAGAAGUUGAGGAACCACCACCCGACCAAGUAUUACCUAAUCAUAUAAAUAAGGACUCUAACAAAAGACCAAAAGGUAACAGAGUUGCCUACAUCGAAUUCCCUCCUCCUCCACCACUGGAUGCAGAUCAGGCUGAGUCAGAAAAGAAGCCCCAUUAUUCCACAGAGAGCGAAAUGGAGAUGAUAGAAGUAAACUUGCAAGAUGAACAUGACAAAUGCCAGCUGGCUGAACCGGUCAUAAGAGUACAGCCACCAUCUCCUGUGCCACCAGGAGCAGACGUCAGUGACUCUAGCGAUGACGAAUCUCUCUAUCAACCCGUCCCACUUAAAAAGUACACAUUCAGACUAAAAGAACUGGAAGAUGACCAGAAGGAAGCAUCAAAACCUAGAGCCCCCGAAAAGAUUGAGAAACAGAAAGAGUUAGGACAUCCCACUUCUGGGAAACCUAAUGAGUUUGACAUUGGGCUUGAUUCACCCCAGAAUGAUAUAGUGCAAAAUGGGAAUAAUGACCAGUCUGUCACAGAGUGUUCCAUAGCAACCACUGCAGAAUUCUCCCAUGAUACCGAUGCGACUGAGAUUGACUCUCUUGAUGGUUAUGAUUUACAAGAUGAAGAUGAUGGUUUAACUGAGAGUGAUUCUAAACUUGCAGGUCCGGCAGUUGAGCCCAAAAAGGACGUAUGGACUACAGAAGGCAUUCUAAAGCAGACUGACCGCUGCUUUAGCCAGAGUAAGCUUGAAGUCAUUGAGGAGGAAGGCAAGGUAGGCCCUGAAGAAGACAAGCCACCUUCGAAAGGUCCAGCUUCUGAAAAGACUGGAGAUAAGAGUGAACAGAAGUCAGGGGCACAGUUUUUCACUUUGGAAGGCAGACACCCUGACAGGACUGUAUUUCCCGAUACAUAUUUCAGUUACAAAGUAGAUGAAGAAUUUGCAACGCCUUUUAAAACUGUGGCCACCAAGAGUCUAGACUUUGAUCCCUGGUCCAAUAACCGAGGUGACGAUGAAGUGUUUGAGACUAAGUCAAGGGAUGAUGAGGCUAAACCAUUUGGUCUGGCAGUGGAAGACAGAUCUCAAGCGACAACACCUGAUACAACUCCAGCCAGAACUCCAACAGAUGAAAGUACGCCAACUAGCGAGCCCAACCCCUUCCCAUUUCAUGAAGGGAAGAUGUUUGAGAUGACUCGCAGUGGUGCAAUUGACAUGAGCAAGAGGGAUUUUGUUGAAGAAAGACUCCAAUUUUUUCAGAUUGGUGAGCAUACUUCUGAAGGGAAGUCAGGGGACAAGGGGGAAGGGGAUAAAAGUACAGUCACUGCCAUCACACAGCCGCAGGCAGGGGACAGCACUGUAGGAACAAACCUAGAGAGACCAGUAGAAACAACUGCAGUUGAACAUAAGCCCAUCAUCCAGGCCAGUGGAGAUUGCAUGGAAGCAACACUUGGUAGUAACUCACUGGAGAAAUCAUCGUCAGCGGUAAAUGCUUCUAAAGUUGACCCUAAAUUGCGCACACCAAUUAAAAUGGGAAUUUCUGCUUCCACCAUGACUCUGAAGAAAGAUGGCCCUGGCGAAGUGACAGAUAAGAUAGAAGCUGUGAUGCCGAGUGAUCAGGGAUUAGAAAAUGAAACCGCAACAGUGAUUGCGAGCUCAGCUACUAGCCAGACGAGCUGUAGGCAAACAGAAAACACUGAUUUUCCAAAAGAUAAUUUUAAUAACAACAACAAUUUGGAUUCAUCUGCUGUCCAUACUGAUAUUAUUACCUGUAAUGUAGUGCUAAAAGAACAUGCGGAACCCAAAUGUUCCAUACAGAAAGCUAGCCAAAUGAAAAGCCCUGCAGGAAAAGGUACAGGGACAACUCAAGGACACAGAAUAAAAGAUAAGCAGAAAGUGCAUGGAGACCAGCAAAAGCCAACAGAAGUGGUAGGGGCUAGAGCAAAAUCAAAACUUCCUGUAAAGGCCAGCUCAGUAAAAGAAGUCUUUCCACAAAAUACUCUGCAAAGCAAUGCAGGGAGAAAAGCGGGACGGGCUAGUAAGCCUGAAAAAGCAAAAGAAAAUAGUUCUUCUCCCUGUCUAGAAGCUAGGUCUAGGAUUCCUGUAAAAAGUACACAUAGGAAUAACUUAGCUAGAAAAACUCCAGCCCUGCCAAAACAAGAGCAGGUAGAGAAAGGAAAAGCAAAACAGCUUCCUUCUAAAUUACCAGUAAAGGUAAGAUCUACCUCCGUCACAGUGACAACAGUUAAAGUAAAGAAAAAUCAGCUUAGGGAGGUAUGUAAACAUUCUAUUGAAUAUUUUAAGGGAAUUAGUGGUGAGACAUUAAAGCUUGUGGAUCGUCUGUCUGAUGAAGAGAAAAAGAUGCAGUCAGAGGUCUCUGAUGAUGAAGAAGACAGUACAUCGAGAAACACAUCAUUGUCAGAAGCUACUCAAGUUUACCAGCCUUCCAUUACAUCGAAGUCCGCUAGAGAUAUGAGAACAGAGGCAGCAUCUUUAAAAUCAAAGAUUGAAAAGGCCGACAGUGAGAGGAGGAGGAGUAAGAGGACUGGUGAGAAUGAAGGCAGUCAGGUUUCUGGAGCUCUCUUGGCUCACCUCGUGGAGAUCAAGCCUAGUCCCCAGAGUCCAUGUGAACGGACCGAUAUAAGGAUGGCCAUUGUAGCUGACCACCUAGGACUUAGCUGGACAGAACUGGCAAGAGAACUGAAUUUUUCUGUGGAUGAAAUAAAUCAAAUCCGAGUAGAAAAUCCAAAUUCUCUUAUUGCUCAGAGCUUCAUGUUAUUAAAAAAAUGGGUUACCAGAGAUGGGAAAAAUGCUACAACUGAUGCCUUAACCUCAGUAUUGACAAAGAUUAAUCGAAUAGAUAUUGUGACCCUGUUGGAAGGACCAAUAUUUGAUUAUGGAAACAUUUCGGGCACCAGAAGCUUUGCAGAUGAAAAUAACGUUUUUCAUGAUCCCGUUGAUGGUUACCCCAGCAUCCAAGUGGAACUGGAAACUCCCACAGGGUUGCGCUUCGGGCCACCCACCCCUUUGCAGCAGGACGAUUUCUUUAGCGACACCUCUAGCGUAGAGUCGCCCCUUAGACCUCCCAGUAGGCUGAGUGACGUGCUAGUAGCUCCGCAGGGAAGCGUAGACGGUGCAGCCCCGGGACCACCAGUGGUGACAGAAGAAGACACCUCCCUGGACGACAGCAAGGCCGAUUUCUCAGUGCCUAGAGAAGGAUCACCCAGAGAUGUUUCCAUAGGCCAGAGCCCGCUGGAGGAAGUGGACCUUAAGGAUUACCCACGAUAUCUUGGCAGCUAUGCUGGGAUAGCAAAAGAUGCUAAGCAGAUGCAGAGUGAAGAGACUAGUAAAACAGGAGUAAGGACUGAACAGCCUGAGAGAGAGAAGUCUGGUACUGAUGAGGAGAUGACGGAAGAGAAGCUUAAAUCUCUGUUUGAGGACAUUCAUCUGGAAGAAGGAUUUGAGUCUGAGGAGAUGACGGAAGAAAAAGUAUGGUCAAUUCUUAAAGGUGUGCAGCAAGCAGAACAGCAAAUGUCUUCAAUUACAGGUUGGCAGACUGACUCAUCAAGUGUCACGGAGCCGCCGGCUUCAGGACGCAGGAUCGGUGCUGGUGCGCCCGAGCGGCCGGAUGCGAGCCCGGACCAAAGCAGGGAUUCUGCUACCUCCCACAGUAAAGGAGAAGCGGGGAAGGUGGAAACAAAUGGGAGCCUCUCUGAAUCCACAGCGGAGGCAAAAACUAAAUCUUAUCUCCAAGAAUCUAUAAACGAUGUGAGAAAACAGAGCGACAAAGAAGCCCCCAAAACAAAACCACACAUUUUAGCUGGUACCGAUGAGCAAACGUUAUCAUCAACAGCAUAUCAGAAAUCUUUGGAAGAGAUGAGCAAGCCAAUAACAGAUGGCAACAAAACAUCUGUGCCUGUCAGCGUGAAGAAGAUGAGCUGGAGCACGUCGGAGGAUGGCAAGCCGAGAACAAGCACCCAGGAGGAGGAGGCAGCAGUAACGUCUGAGCAGAAGGGCCAGGAGGCAAAAAACAUUCCCGGGGAAUCGGUAACAGAGGAGCAGUUUACCGACGAGGAAGGCAACAUCGUCACGAGAAAAAUCACCCGGAAAGUGGUGAGGCGCGUUGUUAUCCCCCAUGAGAGGAGAGUUGGCGCGACGCAGGGAGAAGGUUAUAAGGUUAAGACGAAGAAGGAAGUCAGACACGUGGAGAAGAAAAGCUACUCGUGAAAGCCUGACGCGGAACGGUCAGACUGUGUGCUUUUACUGCCACUAUCCUAGGACACUCA